GUGUGCGGGGCGGGUUGUCAGUGGUGCGGCCGGCAGGCAGCUAUGGCGGCCGUACGCGGCCUGCGAGUGUCUGUGAAGGCAGAGGCCCCGGCGGGGCCGGCCUUGGGGCUCCCGUCGCCUGAGGCGGAGUCCGGUUUGGAACGCGGCGAGCCGGAGCCCAUGGAGGUGGAGGAGGGCGAGCUGGAGAUCGUGCCGGUGCGGCGCUCCCUGAAGGAACUGAUCCCGGACACAAGCAGAAGAUAUGAAAAUAAGGCUGGCAGCUUCAUCACCGGAAUUGAUGUUACCUCCAAGGAAGCCAUUGAAAAGAAAGAACAGCGAGCUAAGCGCUUUCAUUUCCGAUCAGAAGUAAAUCUUGCCCAAAGAAAUGUAGCCUUGGACCGAGACAUGAUGAAAAAAGCAAUUCCCAAAGUGAGACUAGAGACAAUCUACAUUUGUGGAGUAGAUGAGAUGAGUACCCAGGAUAUCUUUUCCUAUUUUAAAGAAUAUCCUCCAGCACACAUUGAAUGGUUGGAUGAUACCUCCUGUAAUGUGGUUUGGCUGGAUGAAAUGACAGCUACACGAGCCCUUAUCAAUAUGAGCUCUCUGCCAGCCCAGGAUAAGAUCAGAAGCAGGGAUGCCAGUGAAGACAAGUCAUCUGAGAAAAGUAAAAAAGACAAGCAUGAAGACAGUUCAGAUGAUGAUGAGGCUGAAGAAGGAGAAGUUGAAGAUGAGAACUCAAGUGAUGUAGAGUUGGACACAUUGUCUCAGGUAGAAGAAGAGUCUCUGUUAAGAAAUGAUCUUCGUCCAGCUAACAAACUUGCUAAAGGAAAUAGGUUAUUCAUGAGAUUUGCUACAAAAGAUGACAAAAAGGAACUUGGAGCAGCCAGAAGAAGUCAGUAUUACAUGAAAUAUGGGAAUCCAAAUUACGGAGGCAUGAAAGGAAUUCUUAGCAAUUCUUGGAAGCGAAGAUAUCAUUCCCGUCGCAUUCAGCGGGAUGUGAUCAAGAAGAGAGCCCUGAUUGGGGAUGAUGUUGGCUUGACGUCAUAUAAACACCGACAUUCCGCAUUAGUGAAUGUUCCUGAGGAACCUAUUGAGGAGGAGGAAGAGGAGGAAGAGGAGGAGGAGGAAGACCAGGACAUGGAUGCAGAUGACAGGGUGGUGGUAGAGUACCAUGAGGAGCUUCCAGCUCUUAAGCAGACCCGGGAGCGGAGUGUGUCUAGGCGGUCCAGUGCCAGCAGCUCAGACUCAGAUGAAAUGGACUAUGAUCUAGAACUGAAAAUGAUUUCCACUCCCUCACCAAAGAAAAGCAUGAAAAUGACUAUGUAUGCCGACGAAGUAGAAUCUCAACUGAAAAAUAUUAGGAACUCCAUGAGGGCAGAUAGUAUAUCCACGAGCAAUAUAAAAAACAGAAUUGGUAACAAAUUGCCACCUGAGAAAUUUGCAGAUGUCAGACACCUGUUAGAUGAAAAACGCCAGCACUCCCGUCCACGGCCACCAGUCAGCAGUACUAAAUCAGAUAUACGACAGCGGUUAGGAAAAAGACCAUAUUCUCCAGAAAAGGCUUUUAGUAGUAACCCAGUGGUUCGGAGAGAGCCCUCUUCAGAUGUACAUAGUAGGCUAGGUGUUCCCAGGCAAGAUAUUAAAGGCCUCUACUCUGAUACUCGGGAGAAGAAAUCAGGUAGCUUAUGGACUCGCUUAGGAUCUGCACCCAAGACCAAAGAAAAGAAUAUGAAAAAAGUGGAUCACAGGUCACCUGGCACUGAGGAAGAUGACUCCGAGCUACAAAGGGCGUGGGGGGCUCUGAUUAAGGAGAAAGAACAGUCUCGCCAAAAGAAGAGCCGCUGUUACCAGCACCCUUUUCCCAAGAAAAGUCAAUUCCCAGGUGCUUAUUGGACAGCCUCCGAGGGGGAAGAUGAGGGAAACUGCCAGCUCACCCUUCCAGGACCGUAAUGUGGGGGUCGAAUCUCGUGGACCUGACCUCAGAGGUACACCAGUGCCGCCCAGGUAGAUAAGAGACGCAGCAUCAAUCGCGCUUCCGUUCCUCCCUUGGGAAUUUCUGUUAGAGGCCUCUUACUGGCUGUCAGCUUGAUGUGAAGAUAAAGUUCAGUGCUGUGGGAUUUUUAGGAACAAAAAACUGUGACUUCUGGAUUUGGGGUUGAUUUUUGUGCUGGGGUGGGGUCAUGGGUUAACGUUGAACAAUUUUUUAAGUCUGUAUUAUGUUUUAAAAAUAUUAAUGAUUUAAAAGUUUAAAUUUUUAAUUUUUAUAUGUGGAAGUUUCUCCUGUUGGCUACAGGGAAGUUCAAGUGGUGUCUUCUUUGUGCUGUUAAAUAUAUAUUAUAUACUUUAGAAGAAGACAAAGAGAGGAGUCUCAUUAUUUUUAAAUGAUCCUAAGUGUAUGGUCUGUUUUUUGUACAUAGAAUUUAACUUGCUUUUUGGCCACUGUAGAAAAAAAAAAAUCCAUCCAUCUGAGAUGGGAUCUUGUUUAUUAUCACUUUAGAAGUGAAACAUUGAUAAUUUAUUCUUUCUGUCUCUAAGUUGUGGCUGAAGACUUCUUGAAAACUGGCAAAUAAGAUAAUAGUUUCAGAAAUUUUUAGUUUAUUUUUUAGCUCCUUUCAGAUUAUUUUACCAUGAAAAGGAGGUAGAUUAUUUUGUCUUCCUGUCUGAUUUUUAUGUUGAAGUAUUUAAUACCAUAUUCUUCUACAGGCUUAAAAGUUGCAUUUCACUUCACUUCAUUAGAACUUGGGAGUUAAAGAGAUAGUAAGUAGUAAGGCUUUAAUCCCUUUUGUGAUGCUACAAUUCUUCACUUGCCCGGAUUGUUCCAAACCCAGUGCAACCCUGGAUCCUGGAGAUUUUGUGGCUGAGUUGAUGUCAUAUUGGUAGUUGAUUACACUGUGAUGCUAAUAAAUGCAGAACAGUGUUGUUAAUAAAGAGAGUAAAGGCUGUGAGUCUUGAGGGCUGUAAUGAAAACUGUAUUAUACUAUAUUUUGUUGGUUAAUCUGCUUUUUUUCCUCCCUUUAGAAAGAUGAGAUCAUAUAACCAAGGCAUAUUUCGGCUUCCUAGGAUUCUAGGAAAGAGGUGGUUCUGACUUCUUUGCCAGUGGAGACAGGCCUCUGUGAUUUCCCAGCUCAACUCUACUUGCCUUGUGAAGCACUCAGCUCAGAGCCAGGUUCUUAGGAAGAGGAUUUCAGGGUUUGGGGGAUUGGUAGAGUUAGAAGUGCAAGGCCUGUGAGUCAGAUACCUGUGUGCCAACUGCUGGCUCUGUUCCAUGGACCUGGGCCUUAAUUUUACACCUAGCAAAUGAAUGAGCUUCUGGCUUUGUUGGAGCAUCUCAGUGGUGUUUUACUCUUCCCAAAGCUGCCUUUGCAGUGGACUAUUCAGUACUGCUUUGUGUUGUAGGUGGCCAAAGAGUCAAAGAAACAAUGGCAGCCAUGAGGUUGUGGAUAGGGACUUAUCCCUAUCCUAUCAUAGUCUCUGGUUCUACUGAUGAGUUAAUGAUAUCCUUGUGGUUUCCUAACUGACAUGGUCUCUAUAGGGUUUAGAAAAUUCCCCUUCAGAGACUUUCCUUUUUUUGUUUCCCAAUAGGAGUUCAACUCGUCUGCUCUAUGGCUUUUUAGAACUCUUUAAUCUCCUAAAUUUACUGGCUUCUCUGCCUCUCUCACUCUACAGCCACUCAGGUCUUGCAGUGUCCCAAGUGUGCCGUGGAUGCUCAGCCCUAUCUUUGGAGCUUUGGAGUGAGAGGAUGGGCCUGGUGCACCUCUGUGAUCACAGAGACUCUGGAGGCUAAGGCAGGAGAUCCCUAGUUUGAGGCCAUCCUUAGCAACUUAGUGAGACCCUGACUCAAAAUAAAAAAAUUGUGCCAGGGAUGUAGCUCAGCAGUAAAUAUUUCCUGGAUUCAAUCCUUAGUAUUGGGGAAAACAAAAACAAAAAUGGGCAGGACAGUGGGGACAGAUUGGAGAGCACUCUGGCAUGUUUUUCUCUGGGGCACUCUCUGUACAUGAAGGCAGUAGGGCUACAUGCUUUUUGUAUUCCUCUUAGUCUUUACAUGUAGGAUAUUUUAAAUACAAUUUUGCUGCUUGAUAAUGACUGCAGAUACCUCAUUUCAGUUUACCACUCUCCCUCAUGGGAGAAGUACUAGGUACCCAUGAGAAUUUUAAGAGCCUGCCACGAGAUAUAAACUAUCCUCCCCUGCCACCCACUCCUCCCAGUCUAUUUCCAUAAAUCUGGUCUCCUUGUUUCACUGUGUAUUCCAUUCCCUCUUCCUUGGCCUCUGCCUGACUGUCCCUCUCCAUUCUGCACACUGCAGUUGGGGUAGACGUGUUAUUGGCAGCUUAGUUGAGAUAUGAUAUGCAUAGCAUAUGAUUCACUCAUUUACAGUGUAUAUAUACCUCAGUGUUUAGCCAUCAGCAUAAUAAAUUUUAGAACAUUUCAUCACCAAAAAAGAAAUGCUGUACUUCUUAGUAGUCAUUCCCAUUUUUUUCCCUUUCCUAGCCCCUGGCAACUGCUAAUCUUUCUGUCUUUAUGGAUUUGCCUGUUCUGGACAUUUUUGUAUAAAUGGAGUCAUAUAUUCUUUUGCUUAUCAUAUUUUCAAGGUUAUCCAUGUUGCACUGUAUCAGCACUUCAUUUUUUUAAAUUGAUAAAUGAUAUUUCAUUGUAUGGAUAUACUACAUUUUAUUUAUCCAUUCAUCAGUAAAUGUACAUUUGGGUUGUCUCCACUUUUUGGCUAUUAUGAAUAGGUUUCUAUGAACAUUCAUGUAUAGGUGUUUUCAUGGAUAUAAGUUUUCUUUAUUCUUGGGUUUUUACUUUGGAGUGGAAUUGCUGGUCAUAUGAUAACUUUCUGUAAUUUUUUGAGAAACUGCCAGGCUGUUUUCCUAAGUAGCUGUGUCUUUUCCUUUCUUACCAGCAAUGUAUGUGGGUUCCAGUUACCCCCACAUCUUUGCCAACACUUUGUAUUUUCCAAUAUGAAAUGUUGUCUCAUUGGUUUUAAUUUUCAUUUUCCUAAUGACCAAUCAUAUUGGGCAAUUUUUCAUGUGCUUCAGGAUGAACUUUUUUUGUGGGGAGGAAUACUGGGGAUUGGACCCAGGAAGGCUCUACCUCUGAGCUACAUUCCCAGCCCUUUUUUAAAACUUGAAUACAAGGUCUUGCUAAAUUGAGGCUGCUCUCAAACUUUUGAUCCUCCUGCCUCAUUCUCCUAAAUCGCUGGGAUUACAGACACGUACCACUGCACCCUACGUGGAAUGAACUUUCUUAAAUAUAAAUCUGAUCCUGUGUUUCCUCUGCUUGAAAUCUUUCUAGAGCUUCACCAUUACUUUUGGAAUAAAUUCUUGUCCUUUGAUAGCUUAUAAAGCUGGUCAAGAUCUAGCCUCUGGCAUUAUUUCUGUCCUGUUCUCCCCAUUCUCCCCUGCCUUCUGCUUACUAAUUCUCUGGAUCUCACCAGCCUUCCAGACUCUGCAGUUUGCCCUCCUACCCCAUAACAUGUUUACCCCCAUUUUCUCCUCCUCCUGCCUCAGCCUUGCCUUCUUUAUUCCCCUUAUUCUUGAGGUCUUAGGGGCUCUUACAGGAAGUAGCCUAAAUUUCCAGAGCCAAAGUACAGGCUCUUUCUGUGUGUCCCAUGAUAUUGCCACAAAGGAGUUGUAGCUGAGUCCAGGGUUAGGUUAUAGUCAGCACCUAAGCUGCAUGUGGUGGUGCACAUUUAUAAUCUCAGCAAUUCAUUUUGAGGGUCUGAGCCAGGAGGAUGAUGAGUUUGAGGCCAGCCUUAGCAGUUUAGCGAGACCCUGUCUUAAAAUAAAUCAAAGGGACUAGGGAUAUAGUUUAGUGGUAAAGUGCCCCUAGGUUUAAUCCCAGUACUAAAAAAAAGAAAGGAAAAAGUCAUCAGCAUCUAAGAUCAUAAUUGAAUAUAAUUGAAAUUCCAAGGCAAGUGCCACAUUGAAGACCACUAUCACAAGGUUCCUUGCAGCUUGCAGUCAGUUUUGUCUGUAUGGGAAGAGAUCGCUGUUCCUUUGGUUGAGUAACAUUUGAAAUAGUUGACCUGCAGUUAGAGCCAUGUUAUACAAACUCACUGAUAUUUAGGUGUUAGAAUCACACUAAGUGAGAAGGUCACUUUUGAGGAGCUUGAAACUUUGGCAGGCCACAGAGGCAAAAACUUGCCCAGGCAGUACUGCGUGUUUGGGCUUACUGAGGGAAGGAGAGAAAGAUGGAAUGGCCAAGCCACUUGAAAUUGUUUUUCUUUCUUCUUGUCUUAUUUUGGGGGAGGGUACCAGGGAUUGAACUCAGGGGCACUCGGCCACAGAGCCACAUCCCCAGCCCUAUUUUGUAUUUAUUUAGAGACAAAGUCUCCAUAAGUUGCUUAGUGCCUCACUUUUCCUGAGGCUGGCUUUGAAUUCACGAUCCCCCUGCCUCAGCCUCCCAAGCCGCUGGGAUUACAGGAGUGUGCCACAGCGCCUGGCUUCUCCUUGUCUUUUUUUUUUUUUUAAACUUUAUUUUUCGGAUAAAUACUAUUGUGUUAACUAAGUGAAAAGUGUACGUAUAAUGCAAAAUCACUACUGCCCCAAUUCAGCACCUUUAUACACUGGACUGUAAUUUCCUAUUCUUAGUUUGUCUGUUUUGCUAGACUGUAAGCUCUGUGAGAGCAGGGACCAUGUCAGGCUUGUUCAUCAGGGUUUACCCAGUGCCUGCCAUCAUGGUUGGCACCUAGCAGGUCUUCCAUAAACAGCUGCAUCCUUGAGGCCCAUCCUCUUACAGGCUACUCACAUUUCUGCCAUGGAUGUGCAAUGCCUUAUUUUCCUGUUUUGUUUUCCAUCUAGCCUAUAAGCUUGUAACAAAGCACAUGUCUCCAUGUUGUUUUCUCUGUAGCCUAGCACCAGAAGAGCCCAGAGUAAGUAGUGCUUUACAGGUGUUCAGGAAAUAAUUGUUAUAACCCUGUCCAGAUGAAUCACCAUUAUCUGCAGUCUAGCCUAUUCUAGAUGAGCCCACCAGAUACAAAAAGGGGAAAAUUAUUCAAUGGUAUAAGAAAAAAAGUUCUCAUUACAUAGACCUCAGUAAACAUCAGAUUUUGAUGGUUGGGCUGUAUCUGAGCUGAAGUUUCCCCACCUCCUUAAAGAAUUUGCUAGGAAAUAAUGCAGAUAGUUCAGACUGUUUUUUAGAAAAACAGUUCUUCUGCCCUGGGAUAGGAGGGAAAGGAAGCUGGUGGGUGAGAGGCAUGAAAGAGGGCCUGCUGAGUCAGUUUGUAGCCUCUGGUCCUGUUGGUGAGGAAAGUGACAGCCAUCCAGACAGGUGACAAGAAACAGUUUAUUCCAGCAGCAGAAGAAACAGUUAUUCCAGCAGCAGCUCUGUGGCCUAAAGCAACAUUCCUCAAACUUAUUAUGCCGAGCAUCCUUUAAGGUCAUGAUGAAAUGCUAACAUGCACUUUGGAUUACAGUCAACAGCAAAUUGUGGCUUCACAGAUUAAUUAACUGGUAAGAAGCAAGUUUGAUGCAUGAGUAUUUACUUUUAAAUCUAUAUAACAAGAAGUAAAUUAGAAGUUAAGUCAUUUUUUUUUCUUUAAGAUAAGAACUAAAAGGAGAGAGUGCUUUUUGUAAUCUUGAGAAUAGCACAUUUGCUUCAAGGAAGAUUGUGAUUGCAUAAUUUGACCAACAAUAAACAUCUACUUUUCUUACAUGUUUAUAAAAUAAAAUAAAUGUUAGAAGAAAAAAUACUGUAA
Marmota monax (woodchuck) is the source of this 7675-nucleotide messenger RNA. It is a transcript of the gene Ncbp3, whose product is annotated as nuclear cap binding subunit 3. NCBI's taxonomy places the organism in Eukaryota, Metazoa, Chordata, Mammalia, Rodentia, Sciuridae. Gene Ontology annotation, cellular component: cytosol; nucleus. The transcript is spliced from 14 exons. Gene Ontology annotation, molecular function: RNA 7-methylguanosine cap binding; mRNA binding. The record is from RefSeq and is a predicted model, not a curated record. The coding region runs from base 43 to 1929 and encodes 628 amino acids.